This is a messenger RNA of Leptopilina heterotoma, 1280 nucleotides long. It is a transcript of the gene Zip102B, whose product is annotated as zinc transporter ZIP9. Gene Ontology annotation, molecular function: metal ion transmembrane transporter activity. Bases 304 to 1137 code for a protein of 277 amino acids. Lineage: Eukaryota; Metazoa; Arthropoda; Insecta; Hymenoptera; Figitidae. The transcript has 5 exons. The record is from RefSeq and is a predicted model, not a curated record. Gene Ontology annotation, biological process: zinc ion transport; transmembrane transport. Gene Ontology annotation, cellular component: membrane.
CCCAAUAGUUGUUUUAAAAGUUGCCCCAAGUUGACAGAUUGUCGUGUGUAAAAUUGCAGUGUUUACAUUCUGUGCAUAUGUUUAUUUAAUAAUUCUCUCUUUUCAUUUAUUAAAAAAAAAUGCUUAUAAGGAUAAAUGCAAUACAAUAGGGAAUAACAUCAAUCAACAUACAGUAAACAGAAAAAAAAAUGUAUUGCAAAGUGUAUAAUUUACUUUUGUCUUGACGUGAAAAUAAAUAUACUUUUACUAUAUAUAAAAAUUAUAAUAUAAGCAUUCCAAUUAGAAAGUUGUAAUUUUUUAAAAAUGGAUGAAACACUAGUACUAUGGAUACUAGCAUUUGUUAUGUUGAUUGGAUCAUAUUUGGCAGGAUCCGUACCUUUAGUUAUGAAUUUAUCUGAGGAUAAAUUGCAGUUAAUCUCCGUUUUAGGUGCUGGUCUUCUUGUAGGAACAGCAUUGGCUGUUAUCAUUCCGGAAGGAGUGAGAGUAUUGUUUACAUCCACCACUAAUGAUUCACAUGGAUCACAUGAUCUUCACAGUUUAAUUGGAAUAAGUUUAAUAUUUGGCUUUGUAUUUAUGUUCCUGGUGGAUCAAUGUUCAGCUCAAAAGAGUGGAGGUAAAGAACGAAGUUUCACAGCAACUUUAGGAUUAGUUGUUCAUGCAGCAGCUGAUGGGGUAGCUUUGGGUGCUGCUGCAACAACAUCGCAAGCUGAUGUAGAAGUUGUUGUUUUCUUUGCAAUUAUGUUGCACAAGGCUCCGGCUGCUUUCGGUCUUGUGUCCUUCCUUCUGCACGAAGGUGUCGACAAGAAAAAAAUAGGACGUCAUUUAUUUAUUUUCUCUUUAUCAGCACCUUUCUUGACGAUAAUCACAUAUUUUGGAAUUGGCAAGGAAGGCAAAGAAACACUGAGCAGUGUGAACGCAACUGGAUUAGCAAUGUUAUUCAGUGCAGGUACAUUUUUGUACGUUGCCACUGUUCACGUAUUACCUGAAUUAAUGUCAAAAAGUAAUGGUUCCUUUAUGCAUUUACCAAGUACGGAAGGAGCACUACCACCAUCGUCUCAUAUGAAAUGUCGUGAUAUUCUAGUAUUAGUAAUUGGAUCAUUUUUACCAGCUUUAAUGACAACUGGUCAUCAUCAUUGACACUAUUUAUACUGCAAUUUAUUAUUUUAAUAAUCUAGAAGGUAAUUUUUAUAAUUAUUGUUUACAUUUUGUUAAGGGACCUAUAGAUUUAUUUUUAAAGUACCACAAAAUCUUUAGAAAAUAGACUUUCUAAAAAAGAGAAA